CCUGAGGGGCUUCUGCCUGCUUAUCCCCUCCCAGUCUCCAAGGGAGGCGAGCGUCUCUGUGGUCUGACGCAUCCAUUCCUGGAAAGAUGUGGAAGGCUGGCCUCAUUUAUCUUAGCUGGAUGCCCUAAAGUAAAUGUUAUUUUAAAGAAAUACUCUCAACUGAUAGAAUUACUCAGGCUCCCAGAAAUCCACUCUUCCCCUGCUCUUCAGUGGUCACGGGGCUUGGGGAUCAUGUGUCCCAGAGCGGAAAGUUGGGGUCCUCUCUCACUCUGCUGUCUGGGCCAGGUUCCUCCUCUCUCGGGUGCUUCUUGUCAGCAGAGGGGCUUGAUGCUAUAGACUUGCCUCUGCUGGGUACUUGUUCCCAGGUGGCUCCUGGCUUCAGGGCCCGGUGUCUGCACAGGACCUUGCCUGGCUCACAGCACCACAGGCAGGCCCAGCCCUGGCAGGCGCCUGGCUCUCCUCACAGGCUUAAACCACGUGGGGUGCGGGUUCGAGGAAGGUUUGCCCACGCCAUGCCCUGCUCCACCAGACUGCACCGUCCUGUCUCCAGACACGAUAGGCCUGGCCAGAGCCCUGCCCUCAGAGCUUCCUUCCUCACUGAACCUGCGCCUCGUCUCUGGCCCCUUCUGUUCCUUCUGUGCCCUCCUGGGACAGCAGCACCACAGCUUUGCUGUUGGGGUGGCAGAGCUGCCCUGUCUGCAUGGGAGACCGCCAUCGAGCUCCUUCCAGAAGAAUUAGGGUAACAAAGGAACUGAGCAACUCAUUCUGCAGGACAAUCUCCCUUUUCUCAAAUUCUGUUUGCAAAUUUGUUUUUUUCUUGCAAAACCUCAGAACACGACUGUGAUCUUUCCCUUUGUACCCCUCCUCUACCGUCCAUCUUCCCCGUUUCCCUUAAGCAACCACCCAAGCCUAGCCUGCACCCCACCCAGGCGAAGCCCUUAUACUUGGAAAGGCAAAAGAGUAACAGCCUUAACAUCCAUCUUAAAAUACGCUUGGUAGAGGAACACCCUCGAUGGCUCAGGAACAAGCAGGGUGAUAGGUGUGUAGGACAGUGAAGGAGGAGUCUGGGAACAGGAAAGAGGCUGGCCAGGCAGGGUGGGGAAUGUGCAGAGUCCCUGGGGCUGCUGACUGCUUCUAAAGGGAAGUAGGUCAGGGCAAAAUCGGGGAUGAGAAGAGCAGAUGCUGGGGUGGCUGGGGCGUAGGAAGAGGAGAAUCAGGAAACGCACGGAGUCAGAGACUCCAGGUGAAUCCCAGGCUGCUUGUGCGUCUCUGUGACCUUGGGCAGUUUCCCUUGCGCUGGGCUUUCUCAUUGUGAAGCAGAGGAAAUGACCCCUGCUCUACAGCUUUGUGUGGGGCUUGACUGGGCAGUGCCUUGCCUGAGGAUGCUUCACCAGCACUAGGUCCUCCUGCUGGGAAGCUGACCGGCUAGUCCAGCGGCAGUGUGGGAGAUGGCGUCGCUAUGGGAAUGGUGAGGACGGCCCAGCACAAGUGGCAUUCCCAAGGAGAGUGGAUGACCUUGAACUUGCAAACCUGAUAGGCAUGCUGGAGGGAGCUGGGUGAAGGCAGAUGGUUGGGGUAUUGUAGAGGGGUCAGGCAGAGCGCUGUGCUUGUGGGCCCUGGGUUCAGGUGGGGAGGCUGGGAACCAGGCACACAUGUAUUGAGUACCUGCUCUCUAAGGGACACUUGGAUGGACCCUGUGAAUAAGGAAAAAUAAAACAUGAUUUUACUCUCUAGGAAUGUAUGCAAUUGUGGUACAAAUGAGGGGGACACUUCAUAAUACCAUCUUUAAAAAAUCAAGUAAUGUAAAUAGGUGUAAAAUACAUGGAGUAUAAGAUAAUUGGUUUAAAAUUUAUAUAAGAAAUUAUUGAAGAGGAGAAAGACUAUCAGAAAUCUAGGAUGAGAUAAUGAUGAUAUCCAAGGAAUUUUAGACCUAAGAGAAACUCCUUUACCUCCUGGAGGGAGAGUUGUUCAGUUUCACCGUCAGAUUAAAGGACAGAAGCCACAUGGAGAGAAGCUGCUUACACCUUACACUGAAUCCCAUUGGUUGAUGGCACAGUGACUGCUGGCGUGGGCAAGGCCCCCAGCGCCAUGAUCACCCUUUGUGAGAAGGGGCAGUAAGCUCUGUUUUCCUUGCAGUCACGGGAUUGAACCAGGGGGCUUGACCACUGAGCCGCCUCCCCCAGCCCUUUCUAUUUUUAAUGUUGAGUCACGGCCUCUCUCAGUUGCAGAAACUGGCCUUGAUCUUACCAUCCACCUGCCUCAGCCUCCCGAGUCACUGGGAUUACAGACAUGUGCCAUCCCACCUGGCAGCAGGAACCUUUUAAAAAAUACUGUUCUUUGAUCAAAGUGAGGGCGUGACAUAAAUUGGUCGCUGGUGAACACUUUUCUGUAGGCUGCGUAUUUGCUGUGGUCCAUGGAGGGGAGCCCGUCCCUGAGGCGCAUGACGGUGAUGCGCGAGAAGGGCCGGCGCCAGGCGGUCCGCGGCCCGGCCUUCAUGUUCAACGACCGGGGCACCAGCCUCACGGCUGAGGAGGAGCGCUUCCUCGACGCCGCCGAGUACGGCAACAUCCCCGUGGUGCGCAAGAUGCUGGAGGAGUCCCGGACGCUGAACGUCAACUGCGUGGAUUACAUGGGCCAGAACGCGCUGCAGCUGGCCGUGGGCAACGAGCACCUGGAGGUGACCGAGCUGCUGCUCAAGAAGGAGAACCUGGCGCGCAUCGGCGACGCGCUGCUGCUGGCCAUCAGCAAGGGCUACGUGCGCAUCGUGGAGGCCAUCCUCAACCACCCCGGCUUCGCGGCCAGCGAGCGCCUGACCCUGAGCCCCUGCGAGCAGGAGCUGCAGGACGACGACUUCUACGCCUACGACGAGGACGGCACGCGCUUCUCGCCGGACAUCACCCCCAUCAUCCUGGCCGCGCACUGCCAGAAGUACGAGGUGGUGCACAUGCUGCUGCUGAAGGGCGCGCGCAUCGAGAGGCCGCACGACUACUUCUGCAAGUGCGGGGACUGCACCGAGAAGCAGCGGCACGACUCCUUCAGCCACUCGCGCUCGCGGAUCAACGCCUACAAGGGGCUGGCCAGCCCGGCCUACCUGUCCUUGUCCAGCGAGGACCCGGUGCUCACGGCCCUGGAGCUCAGCAACGAGCUGGCCAAGCUGGCCAACAUCGAGAAGGAGUUCAAGAACGACUAUAGGAAGCUCUCCAUGCAGUGCAAAGAUUUUGUGGUGGGCGUGCUGGACCUCUGCCGGGACUCGGAGGAGGUGGAGGCCAUUCUGAACGGAGACCUGGAGUCUGCGGAGCCCCCGGAGGUGCACAGGCACAGAGCGCUGAGCCGCGUCAAGCUCGCCAUCAAGUAUGAAGUCAAAAAGUUUGUGGCGCACCCCAACUGCCAGCAGCAGCUCCUGACCAUCUGGUACGAGAACCUCUCGGGCCUGCGGGAGCAGACGGUGGCUGUCAAGUGCCUGGUGGUGCUGGUCGUGGCCGUGGGCCUCCCGCUGCUCGCCAUCGGCUACUGGAUCGCCCCCUGCAGCCGGCUGGGGCGGGUUCUGCGGAGCCCUUUCAUGAAGUUUGUGGCACACGCGGCCUCCUUCAUCAUCUUCCUGGGCCUGCUGGUGUUCAACGCCUCCGACAGGUUUGAAGGCAUCGCCACACUGCCCAACAUCACGGUCACUGACUACCCCAAACAGAUCUUCAGGGUGAAGACCACUCAGUUCACGUGGACAGAGAUGCUGAUCAUGGUCUGGGUUCUAGGGAUGAUGUGGUUGGAGUGCAAGGAGCUGUGGCUGGAAGGGCCCAGGGAGUACAUCCUGCAGCUGUGGAACGUGCUGGACUUUGGAAUGCUCUCCAUCUUCAUCGCUGCCUUCACCGCCAGGUUCCUGGCCUUCCUUCAGGCAACAAAAGCCCAGCAGUACGUAGACAGCUAUGUCCAAGAGAGCGACCUCAGCGAAGUGACGCUGCCGCCCGAGAUACAGUACUUCACCUACGCUAGAGAUAAAUGGCUGCCUUCUGACCCGCAGAUCAUCUCCGAAGGCCUGUAUGCCAUCGCAGUUGUGCUCAGCUUCUCUCGCAUCGCCUACAUCCUCCCUGCCAACGAGAGCUUCGGCCCCUUGCAGAUCUCUCUUGGAAGGACGGUGAAGGACAUAUUCAAGUUCAUGGUCCUCUUUAUCAUGGUGUUUCUGGCCUUCAUGAUCGGCAUGUUCAUACUGUACUCUUACUACCUGGGGGCCAAAGUCAACGCUGCUUUCACCACUGUAGAAGAAAGUUUCAAGACUUUGUUUUGGUCGAUAUUUGGGUUGUCUGAAGUGACUUCUGUUGUGCUCAAAUACGACCACAAAUUCAUAGAGAAUAUUGGCUAUGUCCUUUACGGGAUAUACAAUGUAACUAUGGUGGUGGUUCUACUCAACAUGCUCAUUGCUAUGAUCAAUAGCUCCUAUCAAGAAAUUGAGGAUGACAGUGACGUAGAAUGGAAAUUUGCUCGUUCCAAACUUUGGCUCUCCUAUUUUGAUGAUGGGAAAACCUUGCCCCCACCCUUCAGCCUGGUUCCUAGUCCAAAAUCAUUUGUGUAUCUCAUCAUGCGGAUCAUCAACUUCUCCAAAUGUAGAAGGAGAAGGCUACAGAAGGAUCCAGAAAUGGGAAUGGGUAACUCAAAGUCCAGGUUAAACCUCUUCACUCAGUCUAACUCAAGAGUUUUUGAAUCACACAGUUUUAACAGCAUUCUCAACCAGCCAACUCGUUAUCAGCAGAUAAUGAAGAGACUGAUAAAGCGGUAUGUCCUGAAAGCGCAAGUGGACAAGGAGAACGAUGAGGUGAACGAAGGUGAAUUAAAAGAAAUCAAGCAAGACAUCUCUAGCCUUCGGUAUGAGCUUUUGGAGGACAAGAGCCAAGCGACCGAGGAGCUGGCCAUUCUGAUCCACAAACUCAGCGAGAAGCUGAGUCCCAGCGUGCUGAGGUGUGAAUGACGGCGGCUGGAGCCUUGGGGUGCACCGCAGCACAGACUUGGCAAUAACGCUUCUAAGUGUGAAAUACUUGAAAAACUGGUGUACAUUUUUAGUAGCAACUACCUUUAUCAUGUGACUCUUCAAAGGUUAGGGUUGAGGAUUUUGCUGUUUUAUCACAUGAAAACGCAUUUCAUUGUCUGCCUUGACAUUACAAACAACAAUAUAUCAUUGUAUUUAAAGGCCCAAUAUUACUACAUUACUGACAAUUUUGUUCAUUUUAGAGUAUACUCUGUUUUUGCACUGCCUGUUUGCCUCCAAGAGAUUGUAAACUCCUUGGAGACAGGACUAUGUCUUAUUCAUCUUUUGUCUCCAGCACCUAGUACAGUGCCUGGUACAUAGUAGGUGCUCAAUAAAUGUUGAAGCCAAGUGAACUGAACUGCCAAUAAAAUACAAAUAAAAAUUCAUCACUGUGUAGCAUACCUCCCCAUGUCCAACUGCUCAAGAGUUUGAAUUUUUUUAAAUAGAAAUGGAAGAAAUUUUACAAUCAGCUAUGACCAAGUGAGAACUAUGACCUAUUUUCUUAGAAUUUUAGGCAUUGUUGAUAAUCCUAGGACCGAUGAGCCCUGAGUGAGAAUUUAACAAUGAGGUUGGUUAAUAGAAGACACAUUACAGAUUUAAGUUUCAUCGGAUUGUCCCAAACAACACAUUAAAGAUUUUUCUAAAAUAGAUGACGUUUGCUUUC
This is a messenger RNA of Ictidomys tridecemlineatus (thirteen-lined ground squirrel), 5678 nucleotides long. The record is from RefSeq and is a predicted model, not a curated record. NCBI's taxonomy places the organism in Eukaryota, Metazoa, Chordata, Mammalia, Rodentia, Sciuridae.